This is a messenger RNA of Paraglomus occultum, 186 nucleotides long. Lineage: Eukaryota; Fungi; Glomeromycota; Glomeromycetes; Paraglomerales; Paraglomeraceae. The record is from the annotation of a GenBank genome assembly.
AGCCCUCUCUUCCAAAAUCCAUCCGUGAUCAACACACUUGCAACAAGAUUGCCUCGACCAAUCCUUGAUGUUGCUACGGUCUUGGUGCGAUACAAAUUGAUAUGGGAUUGCAUCUGGACGGACAUUUGUGUGUUAGUAUUUCUUGUUGGAUGUUUCAUCGUCGUUGGAUCGUUGUUUGCAGGAUAA